GUUUUCCUCCGUGAAGAGUGGAGCGGGUGCACGUCUGUGCCAAGCUUUGCCUUGUCAUUGUAUCCAGAGAGAAACGCGUGGUCAGCGGCACUACUGAGGGCUCCACUGCAGCGUUACUGGUACAUGGUGGUGUGUAAAGUCAGACUUCAAGCCAGACAUGGACACAGAAAAGAAUGCAGAGGUUUUAGAUUCACCAGAGUCUCCACAGCAAGAGGAGACUGAAAUGGAAAAAGAGGUUGUGUCAAAAGUGGAGGCACCAGAGGAAUUCACGGAGCCUGAGAAACCACCAGCUGCUGACGAGAAGACUGAGCAGCUGGCAGUGAACGGUCAAGAUACAGAAGUCACUAACUUAAAAGAAACAGAAGAGUUGAUUGUCGGGCUGUCUGAGGAAAUGAAGGAAAUGGAGAUUGAGGAUAGCUUGCCCAUAGAAAAGUCUGACACAGAGUCAGUGCCUGCUGCGGUGGCACCACCAGAUCGAGAUGAGUCAUCUGAAAAGAUCUCUGACCCAGUUGCAGCGUUAGACACAGAACCAGAAAACAUGCAGCCGGUGCCAGAGAAUGACCCAGAAACAUCGCCUGUGCAAACACCUCUGGCCGAGAAUGCCCCUGAACCAGAGCCAGAGAAACUGGCAGAAUCAGUUCCACAAGCUGAACUGCAAGAGCAAACAUUACCUGAACCAACAGCGCUGCAGCAGGCAGUAGAUACACAAUCACCCAGCCAAGAGGAGAAAGAGUUGGAACAAGUGGAAACUGAGACAGAAUUGCCAACUCUAAUGGAUACUGGGGCAGAAGAAGUUUCCAAAGAGGAGGUGGCAGAAAAAGAUGUUGCAGCUGAGCCUGCAAUGGAGGUGGAAGAAGAAAAAGCAGCAGAAAUAGAAAAACCAGCAGUGUUGGUGACAGAGGUUUCUCCAGUAAAGCCAACAGAGGCUGAGACAUUAAAGGAGGAGGCAUCAGCUGAAAGCGUGCAACCUGCAGAGGCCAAGAAGGAAAUGUCCGAUACUCUGAAGGAAACUGAAGUAGCAGCAGCAGCAGCAGGAGCAGAAGUUGUUGAAUCUGAGAAGAUUGAUGCUGAGCCUCAAAAGGAAGAGGACACUGUCCCUGCACCUGGCUCCCUGUCCUUUGCCCUCCUGGAACGAGAGCAGACCAAAGACGCCCUGCGAACAUCUCGUACCCUUGUUGUCCUCAGAGGCCUUCCAGGAAGCGGUAAGAGCUUCCUAGCACGGGCCAUAGCCGACGCCUACAAAGGCCACUGCUCCAUCUUCUGUGCCGACGACCAUGGUGUGAAGCCGGAGGAUCCAGAAUCCUCUGUGGAAGGAUACCGGGCUCUGGAUGAGGCUGUGGAGGCCUGCUGCAGUGCCGGAACAGCGUCCUCUGGGCUGGUGGUGGUGGAUGACACCAACCACACCCAGGAUCGGCUGGCCCGUCUGGGGGAGAUCGCCAUGCAACACCACCUCGUUGUGGUCUUUUUGGAGCCACGUACUGAAUGGAGCAGAGAUCCAGCACUGCUGACCAAGAAGACCGGGCGUGGACUGGAGGUGGCCCAACUGGAAGCCAUGAGAGUUUCCCUUGAGGAAAUGUCCAUUCCUCUUUUCUUUGGCUGGCUUCUUCUCUCCUCCGUCCAGGAGAAGGUGAGGUGCACAUCCAUGGACUUCCUGAAAACUCUGGACACCUUGGAGGCCUUCAAGAAGCACUUGAUUGACUUCACUGGGAAAGCUGAGAAGGAGGUGGAUUUGGAGCAAUACUUUCAAGCUAAAGGAACCCUCCAUUGCACUACAAAGUUCUGUGACUAUGGAAAAGUAGAGGGUGCCAAGGAGUAUGCACAGAAUCCAGCUGUUAAUGAUUUCUAUGGUUCCACAUUCGAGCUGUCACUGAGUGCUCUUUUUGUGACUCCUCGCACUGUUGGUGCCAGAGUGUCCCUCUCCGAGGAGCAGCUUUUGCUGUGGCCAGCUGAAGCCGAAAAAGAGGCAGGGUCUGACUCCCUGCCUCUGGGAAGCCGCGCCCACGUUACUCUAGGAUGUGCCGAGGGUGUUGAGCCGGUUCAAACAGGUCUGGAUCUGCUGGAAAUCCUGGCCCUGCCACAGGGGGAGCUCAUCGAGGAGAUGGAGCUCGGCACGCUGACCUAUUACGGCGAGGGAAGGUGGCUGCUCAGCCUCAGAGAGCCCAUCUGCGCCCCGGCCUGCUUCUCCAGCUUCUACGGGCACAAGAUGCUCGAGCCGACCAAAAAAGAACCGGAGAAGAAAAAGAAGCAAAAGUGCACCAUACUGUAAACGGCAAACACCAGGAUGUGUGUCCAGGAUGACUGGUGGUUUAAAAUGUAGGCUUACUCUGUGCAAGGUUUGUGUGUUUGUGCAGCAUUUAGGGUUCAGUUAUAGCCACCCUAAAUCCACAAGCUGUGUGCCUUUUUUAUUACUGUUGAUUUGCACCACAACCCAAGAUGCCUUCAAUCCAGUUAGGCUAGUUGACAACGUUGUUCAGUAUCUUGUUUCACAUAUCGGUGCCAGAGUUGCGGUAGUUGGCUGUUUGCUGAGGUGUUAGCUGCACUUUUAGAAGGUAGUUCAGACUCCUACCACUGCUCCAUAGUUAUCUAAUAGUUAGAUUUCCUCCUCUACACAUGUCAGUGUCUGUUAGUAGUCAGAUGUGAAUGAUUAGGUACUUUUCUUGCAUGCAUCAAAGAAAGAGAGAAAAAAAAAAAAAAAAAACUUAAAAACAACAACAUAUUUUAUUUGUCACGUACAAUACAAACAUGAUAUUUGGAUUUUAAGCAUAGCAUAUUCAAUCAAUUAAGCAUAGUAACACAUUUCUGCCCUGCUAAAAGUAACUUUUCCCCCUUCAACAGAAUUUGUUUUGCCUUUCCUUUUGGUUUAGUUGUAAGUGGGAAAAAAUUAGCUGUAAUUUCUGUGUGUGUGUCUAUGUCCACUGCCUAUUGAGUGGUUGUUACCGUAGCAUAUGGGCCAAAGUUAUCUAUUUGAUUAAGUGUAUUAUAAUGACUGUCAUUUAUAGAGGUCCUUCCUUGUUAAAUCUUUGCACUGUGCAUAGUUUGAAAGGGAGAAUGCUUAUGAUGUUGGCAUUUGUUUCAGCAGCUUGCACUUAAUACUUAUCCAAUGCUGUGAACCCAACUUCAUGUUUUGCAACCUUUUUUCUACGGUGCAAGACUGCACCCUUGAUCCCUUUUUAUUCUCUUUGAACGGCACUUCAUGUAUUGAAUUUUGGAUUUGUAUCCCCUGUGACUGUAAUUUUUGAAGGGUAAUUCCUACUUUGUGUAGCUCUUAUGAAUCACUAUUUUUGCACUUGUUUUGUACACUUAAUAAAAAAGAUCAUGCUUU
Anoplopoma fimbria (sablefish) is the source of this 3322-nucleotide messenger RNA. RefSeq names its product 2',3'-cyclic nucleotide 3' phosphodiesterase (gene cnp). The record is from RefSeq and is a predicted model, not a curated record. The transcript has 4 exons. Gene Ontology annotation, molecular function: 2',3'-cyclic-nucleotide 3'-phosphodiesterase activity. Gene Ontology annotation, cellular component: cytoplasm; membrane. Bases 158 to 2266 code for a protein of 702 amino acids. Gene Ontology annotation, biological process: cyclic nucleotide catabolic process. NCBI's taxonomy places the organism in Eukaryota, Metazoa, Chordata, Actinopteri, Perciformes, Anoplopomatidae.